UAUUACAAACACGCAUCGAAUUAUAUUCGAUUUUCUCUGUUAAACCACGACUAUCUAUUUGUACCAAUCAUCAAAUUUUUGAUAUUAAAUUAUUAGAAAAAAAAUGACACAAACUAUUGUCGAUGAGAAACCAGAAGAAGAGGUAAAAAUUGAAGAUCAAGUAAGUGGAUCUGAAGAAUCUGAAGAUGAAUCUGAUGCUGGUGAAGGUACUGAAGAACAAAAGGAUGAAAAUUUGGCCGCUGCUGCUGCCAAUAUUCUAUCACAGGAUGAUGCUGGUUCAAAGGGUAAACAAUCUCGUAGUGAAAAAAAGGCCCGUAAAGCUAUGUCAAAGCUUGGUCUUAAAUUGAUACCGGGUAUCAAUCGUGUGGCCAUAAGAAAAUAAAACAUUCUUUUUGUUAUCAACAAACCAGAUGUUUAUAAAUCUCCUGCAAGUGAUACCUAUAUUAUAUUUGGUGAGGCAAAAAUUGAAGAUCUUAGCCAAAAAGCACAGAUGGCUGCUGCAGAAAAAUUCAAAGCACCCGAAGGAAUUGGUUCUGGUCUUUCAGGUGUUGAUGGUCAACCAGGAACUGUUGGAGAAAAUAUUGCUACAGCAACAAUACCUGAAGAAGAAGAAGAAGGUGAAAUUGAUAUGACCGGUAUUGAAGAGAAAGAUAUUGAAUUGGUCAUAUCACAGACUGGUGUUACAAGAACCAAAGCCAUAAAAGCUCUACGUAAUCAUGAUAAUGAUAUUGUCAAUGCUAUUCUGGAACUGACCACAUAAAUUUCCAAUAACCAUCUUAUUCAACAAGAGAGAG
Dermatophagoides farinae (American house dust mite) is the source of this 794-nucleotide messenger RNA. The record is from RefSeq and is a predicted model, not a curated record. NCBI's taxonomy places the organism in Eukaryota, Metazoa, Arthropoda, Arachnida, Sarcoptiformes, Pyroglyphidae.